AUGAUCAAAAGCCAAACUUCAACCACUUCGGAAGAAAUUCCUCUCGCCUACGUCUCCUCAUCGGAUCGAAAAUAUGACGUUACAAUAUUUGGAGCAACAGGUUUCACGGGUACCUUGAUUGUACGAUACUUGAUCCAGAGAUUGGAGAGAAUGGACGCUGUCGUGAACUCGAGAAGAUUCUGUAUUGCCGGAAGAAACGAGAGUAAAUUAAACAAUUUAGUAACUGCUCACAAUAUUAAAAUGUCUGAGAAGGAUUUGAAUCAUUUGAUCAUUGAUGUGAUGGUUAUUGAAAAGAUUGAGAGAGGUUCUCCGAAAUUGUUAGAUUUGACCCGGAAUACCAAAGUCUUGCUUAAUGUUGCUGGACCGUUUAUUGCUUGUGGAGGUCUCGAGAUUGUUGAGAGUUGUAUCGAAACGAGAACUGAUUAUUUAGACAUUACAGGAGAGCCUGAAUUUGUAUUGGAAUCUGCUGCAAAAUUUCAUGAAAAAGCCAAGGAAAACAAUGUUAAAAUUAUCCAUUGUUGUGGCUUUGAUUCAAUACCUAGUGAUUUGGGCACAAACAUAACGUUGAACAUGAUCAAGAAGAAAUUGGAAGAUGAAGGAGUGUUGAGCCACACUCAUAACACAACUCCACAACAAUCGAAUAGCUCACUUCCAGAAACAAUUGUGGCCACUAAUGGAUACCUUUCAUUCAACUUGCCAGGCUUUGUUUCGUAUGGAACAUUUAACACAUUGGUCACGAGUUUGGAGAAUUAUAGCAUUUUCAGUGGUAAGAAAACAAAUGAACAACAAGUUCAAAAGAUUGCCAAAAAGAAGACCUACAGUAAGAGAGGUACAAAAUAUCACAAAGAUCUUCAACAUUAUAUUGUUCCUUUCUCGACAAGUGAUCCAUUAGUUGUGAGACGAUCCAACUUUCUAAUUGGCUAUGACUCAAAAUUUAGUUCUCAUCCAAGUUCUUCCUCCAAUUCAUCCAAAUCACCAUCUGAAAGAGUAUUCGAGUAUAACAAUUACUUGCAAAUUUCGAACCUUUAUUAUUUAUUUUUAAUGUAUUUAUUCUUUUUUGUCAUGCUCAUCAUGACAAGAUUUUCAUUGGGAGCAAGAUUUCUGAGAUUCCUUUAUUCCUUAAAGAAGAACCCAACACAACAGGAAAGAGAUGAGAGCAGUUUCGACUUUGUAUUUGAAACAUUUGGACGUGUCCAAGAUUCAACCACUUCUGAACCUGCGCUCUUCAAAUGCAAAACUCGUGUUUUCAACAACAAUGAUCCAGGCUAUACUGAAACAGCUGUCUAUGCUCUCGAUAGUGCACUCUUCCUCUUGACGAAUCCACAUGCACAAACUGCAAGUGCUGGAGUAGUGACUCCAAGUGCUGUAUUUGGAGUGGAAAGUUGUGGCGAUGAUUAUUUGAAAUGUUUGGGACAACACACCACUCUUAAAUUUGAUUUUGUCGAAUUCAAAUGUGUCAAGGCAUCCCAAAGGAAGGAAUAUGAAGAAUUGAAGAAGGAAAUUUCUCAAUUUUUAAAGCUUGAUUAA
Naegleria fowleri is the source of this 1527-nucleotide messenger RNA. RefSeq lists its product as uncharacterized. The record is from RefSeq and is a predicted model, not a curated record. Bases 1 to 1527 code for a protein of 508 amino acids. The transcript has a single exon. Gene Ontology annotation, cellular component: mitochondrion; plasma membrane; lipid droplet. Gene Ontology annotation, biological process: glycolipid biosynthetic process. NCBI's taxonomy places the organism in Eukaryota, Heterolobosea, Eutetramitea, Acrasida, Naegleriidae.